AUGUCUGGGCGUGGUAAGCAGGGAGGCAAAGCUCGCGCCAAGGCCAAGACCCGCUCUUCUCGGGCCGGGCUUCAGUUUCCCGUAGGCCGAGUGCAUCGCCUCCUCCGCAAAGGCAACUAUGCGGAGCGGGUCGGGGCUGGAGCGCCGGUGUACCUGGCGGCGGUGCUGGAGUACCUGACCGCCGAGAUCCUGGAGCUGGCUGGCAACGCGGCCCGCGACAACAAGAAGACUCGCAUCAUCCCGCGUCACCUCCAGCUGGCCAUCCGCAACGAUGAGGAGCUCAACAAGCUUCUGGGCAAAGUCACCAUCGCACAGGGUGGCGUCCUGCCCAACAUCCAGGCCGUGCUACUGCCCAAGAAGACCGAGAGCCACCACAAGGCGAAGGGCAAGUAGAAACCUGGAUUAGUUUGCAGCAACUCAGUCCCAAAGGAACCAAAGGCUCUUUUCAGAGCCACCUACAAUUUUGUGGAAGAACUGAGCACUAUGUUUAAUGUAAUUUCUCGUCUUUACCUACUUCUAAACCACUCCAAAGGUUACGUAGAUCAGUCUUCGGUGUCUUGGUUAGGUAGUGACAAUCUCGUUAGCUUUUUAAAAAGCCUGGAUAACAUUAAAAGUAUUAAACCCUCCUUCAUCUUAAGCUUAGUGGAAGAAAAUUUAGUUUUUCCUAAGCUGGCAUUAUCCAAGUAUGUUGAAUUCUAUAUGGUUCACCGUCGGGUUUUACUUUUAGUCUGUUGAGAAGCAAACAUGUCUGCUUUGGGGCCAGAUGUUUUCUGGGUCUUGGUAAAUGACAAACCGAGCAUUCGACGUUCAAUCCAAAUCUAGAUCAACGACUUGGAUUCUUCAUUUCUGAGAAAUAUCUCUCGAAUCUGUAUAAUUAAUUGCAUUUGAACAUUAAUGAUUGAGUUGAGAAUAAUUAUUAGAUUAAUUAGAACAGUUACUUAUGGUGCCAGGUAGUUCUCUUUGAAGCAUUUUCUGAAAAUUCAUUGAAAUUAAAAUUUCCCGAGCUUUCUCACCCCCAGCCACACAAAUUGAUUUCUUAGUAUAGAGAUGACUUAAUUUGUUUCAGCAUGGUAAAUUCCACUUUUAAAAUAUCUGACUUGAUGUUUUUAAUCUGAAUCAGAUCUGGAUAUACGAAUGUAAUAGAUUCUUAAAAUGAAUUACAUUUCUAGAGUAUUGGAAAAAUAAGCUGCAAUGGAAUUACUUUAAUCUAAAAGUGAAAAGUUCACAUAAAGUUGUUUCUUUGACAUUUUUUGGCCUUGAAUUUCUCACAUGCGAACCAGCUUUUCUUGGUUAUAAAAAUAGAAGUUUUUAAAAUUUAAGUGGUCAAAAGAUAGAAAAUUGAGGGGACAGGUGUAUAAGGCUAUCCUGUCCAGUAUUGCAGCCACUAGCCAAUUGUGGAUAGUGAUGAUUGGAAAUUCCAUAGCAUGAAUUUUAUAUAAAAUACACAUUGCAUUUGGAAAAGUCAGUGCCAAAAAGUGUAAAAUACCUAACAAUUUUAAUUUCGAUAACAUUGAAAUAUGUUGGCUAUAUUGGAUUAAGCAAAAUAUUAAAAAUUAAUUUUUCCUUGUUUUGUUACAAUGUUCUCCUAGAUAAAUGUAAAUUACUUAUAUUGCUCUCAUUUAUUUCCACUGGAAAUCGCUAGUAUAGUGAACAACUGUAUAGCGAAAAUAGAAAAUAAAAUAUGGAGACCAUGAACUGCUAAGUCUGUCAGAGGAAUAGGUGAACAACAAAAAUUUGAGUCCUUCGCCAAUCCGGUUACUGUUGGGUAGGCCUUCAGCAUACUUUUGUCCAAUCAGCUUCAGACUCUCACUAUAAAUAAGCGGCUAGCUUUCUCUUUCUCCUGAAGUGAAUCUAGCUCUGAAGGCAUGGCGCGUACGAAGCAGACUGCUCGCAAGUCCACCGGCGGCAAGGCUCCGCGCAAGCAGCUGGCCACCAAGGCGGCUCGGAAGAGCGCUCCGGCCACCGGCGGUGUCAAGAAGCCCCAUCGCUAUCGGCCUGGUACAGUGGCUCUCCGCGAGAUUCGCCGCUACCAGAAGUCCACCGAGCUGCUGAUCAGAAAGCUGCCUUUUCAGCGUCUGGUGCGUGAGAUCGCGCAGGACUUCAAGACCGACCUGCGCUUCCAGAGCUCCGCGGUGAUGGCGCUGCAAGAGGCAUGCGAGGCCUACCUGGUGGGGCUCUUUGAGGACACCAACCUGUGCGCCAUCCAUGCCAAGCGGGUGACUAUCAUGCCCAAGGACAUCCAGCUCGCACGUCGUAUCCGCGGCGAGAGGGCUUGAGUCUCAAGGACUCACCGAUUACAUACCCAAAGGCUCUUUUCAGAGCCACCCACAUGCGCGCUGAAAAGAUCUGUUUCUCUCAGGAAUUCUUCCUGGUACUUGUUUUGCCUGUAGUAGAUAGGGCCCAUUUCCAGACGUUAUACAAUCUGUUUCGUAAGACAGCCUGUCCCUUUUUGAAUGCUAAUUUUGGGAGUCUUAACAUCUAAUAAUGUCCGGCAUUUUCCCGUAAGCAUUCAGUGUAGCCAAAAGUUCCUUCGUGUAUUGCCCUCCCAUCUCCGCAGCCAGGUUUUGACCGGAUGGUGCUUCUAAUUUUCUGCUAACCUGUACUGUGGUGUGUGUAUAUUUCUUGCCAACACGCCAGAAAUAAAACUAAGGUUGUACUGAAGUUGGAAAAAUUCAGGUUAAUGUAGCUCAUGCUGGCUAAAGUGAAACAUUCUCCCCCCGCCCCCCGUUCCUAAGCAGUGUUAAGUUUUCUUUGAAUUUUUUCAAGCCGGAUUUUGGGCCUGCUUAAACCACUUAAAUGUAGUUAAUGACAGAUGGUUUGAGGAUUAAAAGUCGUCUGGAGAAAGCCCGCCAGAGAACAUUCCCUUUGAAGCCCCAUGUAAAAAUACGUGUGGGAGAGAAAGUGUUUUCUCUGAAUUCUGCUGACAGUGGCUAAAACUCUGAACUGUCAGGAGUAUUCAAAAUAAGACUGCCUUGUAGGUAAGCCUGUGGUAGUUUUUUUGAGCACAGGAUAAAAUACUUGAGUCUUUGCUUAAAUGUUACCUUCUCAUUGAGGCUUUGUAUGACUAAAUAAAAUCUGUAUAAUCCCCACCUAUUUUUUUCACCCUAGAAUUUGUCACUAUAUGCUGUACCAGAGUUUGCUGAUGUAUUGCUUGUGUGUUCUAAAAUACAGGCUCAUGAGAGGAGGAACUUUUGUUUACUCGCAUAUCUCCAGUAACGUAGGAGCUUUUGAUCAGUAUUUGCUGGAUAAAUGAAUGAAUGCAUGGGUAUAUAAUAGUAAGGAGACAUACCCACAUGGAAAAUCUCAAAUGAAAGAAAUACAUCAGCUUGGUAGAUAUGCUCAAAUCAGCUUCUUGUGGGCCAGGAAAGCCCUUACCUCAUCCAUUCUUGUAUUCAGAAUGCUAGAUUUCUAAACUUUUCUUCUGUGAGCUCUCUAGCAUUCUUAUAAGUAUUCAAGAUUUUCCCUGGCAAAUUGGCUUGUGUAUGUGUGUUAUCAUCUCUGUCUCUCCUUAGCUUAACUUGUGAAGGAUGUAAGUGGAAAGAUCAUAGUAUUUUUACACUGAGUUUUAAAAAGCAGUUUUAAUUCUCUAUCUUGUUUCAGUUGGCUAUUUAUAUAUCUUCAGUUAUUAGAAUUGGUUACAUUCUUAAUACACUUUUUUGGAAAUUUGAUAUCAAGAUCACUACUGCAACAUUCACAAUCUGCUCAUCCUCAUCUUCUUGUGUGUGGGUUCAUGAUUUCAUUAUUUCCACAUGUAUGGAAUUUAGAAAGAUAAAUAAUUUAUGAUUAAUAUUUUACAAAUUAAAAUAAUGCUUUAAUACUUUUAAUUGGAAUCAACACCGUAAGCAAAACAAAAUAGUUUUUCCUCUCUCAGAAAUUAGCUUUCUUCUGGAAAGGAAGAUACACUAUUUUGGAGGGAAGCAGUGCCUCUAGGACACUUAGGGGCCCAACUGCUAAACCGAUGGAUAUUGUUGAGUGUGUAAAUAGUGCAUUCCUUCUUUCUGUGCUGGGAAACUAAGAGCUAGUAAUAAAUCAGGAAGGGCUCACACAGAGACUGCCUGGUAUGUACUAAUCAAUACUCUUGCUGGCUGGGUAGGGCAUCCUCUCCUGGAGAUAUGCAGCCAACAUACUCCCAGUUAAAUUUCCAGUUAUAAUUACAUGAGGAAUUAUUUAUUUAAGGGACAGUGAAUAGUUCUAGUUAUGUGGAAAUGAAUACUCUAUGUCUUUUCAAAACACUCCAUGUACUGAAUUACAAUAGUCUGGUAACCAUCCAACUCAGCUCAUUUGUCAGGAGUUCAUGACCAGCCUGACCAACAUGGUAAAACCCCGUCUUUACUAAAAAUACAAAAAAUUUAGCCAGGUGUGGUGGCAUGUGCCUGUAGUCCCAGCUACUCUGGUGGCUGAGGCAGGAGAAUCGCUUGAACUCGGGAGGUGGAGGUUGCUGUGAGCCGAGAUCACGCCACUGCAGUUCAGCCUGGGCGACAGAGGGAGAUUCCAUCUCAAAAACACAAAACAAACAAAGAAAAAAUAAAUUUUAAAAAAAGGACAUAA
Molecule: messenger RNA, 4548 nt
Organism: Pan troglodytes (chimpanzee)
Lineage: Eukaryota; Metazoa; Chordata; Mammalia; Primates; Hominidae
Gene: H2AC13
Product: H2A clustered histone 13
Exons: 1
Coding region: 1-393 (130 amino acids)
Cellular component (GO): nucleosome
Molecular function (GO): protein heterodimerization activity; DNA binding; structural constituent of chromatin
Source: RefSeq, a predicted model, not a curated record